Cryptococcus wingfieldii CBS 7118 is the source of this 3354-nucleotide messenger RNA. RefSeq lists its product as hypothetical. Gene Ontology annotation, biological process: protein localization to phagophore assembly site; autophagosome assembly; mitophagy. The transcript is spliced from 4 exons. The record is from RefSeq and is a predicted model, not a curated record. The coding region runs from base 1 to 3354 and encodes 1117 amino acids. Gene Ontology annotation, cellular component: cytosol; phagophore assembly site; extrinsic component of membrane. Lineage: Eukaryota; Fungi; Basidiomycota; Tremellomycetes; Tremellales; Cryptococcaceae.
AUGGCAUCCUCCCCCAACCCCCUCACGCCCCUGCCCCCCUCCAUCGCCUCCUCCGCUGACUCCUCCCACACCGCACCCAACACCGCCGCCAGGGCAGACCAGGUGCUCUACCGCUUCUACUUGAAGACCGUCGCUGUCCUCGUAGAGGCCCGGCUCACCCAUUAUGGGAGUCAGACCACCGAUAAGAAGGACCGAUGGUUCAAUCUCAUCCUUCCCGAGAUCGACCUUCACAAGGCCGACCUACAAGUGUACCGGUCUAUAUCGACAUACCAGCCGUUCACCCCUCCCGAGCUCCCAUCGGCAUCUGCAGACUCUUGCAGUAUCCCGCCACUCCUGAUAGCGUUCAUCCUCGAUACAAGUGAUGUUCCGCAUGGACAAGCUCUACUAUGGAACAGAAGUGGCGGCAAGGUCGCUCUGGAUAUUGGAUCGCAGUCUGCGAAAGGAAAAGGAAAGGAGAAGGAGGAGCGAUUGGGCAUCGUACUGGAGAGAUGGACCGUACGCGCCGAAACGAUCGCGCAAGCCCCGUCCGGAUCUCAAAUAGCUCCUCAUACAGCGUACCGCCUGGGCAUCAUCCACUUUCGCGCCCUCCACUCUCUCGUCCGCCUCCUUCCCGCCUACCGACUAUAUCGACGCUUACGUCGGUCGAAUACUGGGCUGCGUAUGGGGAUCAAACUCUGGGGCGCAGAGGGGUACGACAACUCCCCGCAAGGGCUCAAAGAAGCCUGGGAAGUCAUGGAGAGCGACCUGACCAGCCUAGACAAGGGCCUGGAAGAGCUCGUCCUUGGGGGAGAAGAGGUUGAGCCCGAGUCGGUCGAAAAGUACGACUUUCCCCGGAUAGAUCUCUUCGGCAAUGGAUAUACUGUGCAAGCAGAGUAUAGACCUGAAGUGGAUUUUACGACGGGAGAUUUGGAGGCGGUACUGAGUGAGAAAUUCGUGGAUAUGGAUGAGGACUGGUUUACGCCAACUGUGGCUGCAAGACGGCGCUCCGACAGUGUUGCUCCCUCUACUCCAGAGAACCCUCGUACUAUCCGCAAGUCUAGUCUCCCCGCGCCUAUACCCUCGAGUAAUUCCACCACAUCUCCGAUUCCACAGAGACAGGCUGCCGCGACAGUGGGCAGCUUUGCGUCUGGUGGGUCGUACACCAGACGUAGGCAAGUCUCUGCAGCGGCUACAGCACCGCCAAGCCAGAAGAAGGACAAGUGGGGUGCGCUCGGUGAAGGACUAGCAUUUGCGGGAAGGUCACCGGCGGCUAGUCAAGUUGAGGGUCAAGUGCCACCGUCACCUAAUCCAGGUGGUAUUGUAGCAGCCCGUCGUCUGUCUGGGCACUCCAUUCAGCCCUUUGGCUCCUCUUCCCCUUCGGCGUCUCUACUCCGCGGCACUCCUCCCCAUCCCAAUACCUCCGGCGGCGCCCCCAUCCCUACAACUUCCGCCCGUCCCUCUAUAGCGACCGCUCGCCAAUCGACCUCUGUAGGCCGCACAUCCUCCUUCUUAUCCCAAUCCGGCCGGUCAUUCACACACGCGCAAAUUGCAAACAUGUAUUCUGGGUCGGCCUCGCCGCCAGUGACGGGUGCAAUGUCGGGCAUCCAUCAGCCGCCUUCGCCUACUGCUCACCAGGGGCUGUGGAAAGGCGAUUCGCCCAUCUCGCCGUCCAGUUUGACCUUUGCAAAGCAGCCUGUGCCUCGACGGGUGUCCAAUUCUCGAGCGGGCUUUACGCCAGGCUCGAUGGGAUCGCCGUUCGUACCGGGCUCAAUCGAGAAAGAUGGCAGCCUGUCCACAUCCGCCAACGCUCCUUACCUCAUCAAACGCUACUCUUCCUCCAUCUCCUCACGCCCUUCUUCUGUCAACCAGCGGACGGCACUUUCAGUAUCUCACGGUUCAGGCGACAGCGCUUCCGGCUCAUAUGGAGCAGGUGGAGGGCUGAGAAGGACCAAUACGCGGGAAAGUGGGCUGAGACAUAGUGUUGAGCCAAAGAGGGAAGCGACCAUCAAGGUAGCAGAUGCGGACGAUAUCCAGGCGUUCUUGCGCACGCUGGAUAGUGCCCCUGCUCCUAGUUCAAGAAAUCAAUUCGGGAUGCCUGGCGGAUCGGCAUACACCUCGAUGGGAUCAUCUCAUUCCCGUGGUGAGAUUCCCACGUCACCUCUUGCAAGGUCACGCCGACAAUCCCCAUCGCAACUUCAUACCAACGGCCAAGUACCCAAAACCCGUGCAUGGGUUGACGAGGAACUCAAAAGAUUUGCGGGGAGGUUUGAUUCUCCUGGCGAUCUCCCUAUCAGUCCCGGUCUCAGUAAGAAUCCAAGCCAGAGCGCGACAGCAAUGAGCUCGGCAAGGGGAUCGUUCUCCCAAGGGCCAGGGACGCCGGGAUUGUUGAGUGCUAGCAGGCCGAGCAGUGCUGCCAUCAAGAUAGCUAGCGGGAGAGGUCAAGGAGAACGGGAUGCCGAGUUGGUCUUUGGGAGCAGAAGGAGAUCGUCUGGUGGGCCAUCGCCCCUCUCUCAGGGUCUCGUGGCGCCUGGAAAGAGUCCCCUCGGGAGCCCGAGGCGGACACUCGGAUCUGUGGAGGAGCAUGGGGCCUUGAACAGACCCGCACUUGACAAGGAAGAAGUUCAUGGAGGUCAAGGGGCCAGGAGCUUACCGGGUAGCUCUCUGGGGGUUACUACUGCUCGAGACCGGUCGUCAGAUCCACCUCUCAGGUCUGCUGCACCCUAUGGCUAUCCCUAUCCCACGCCCUACCCGCCCGUAUCCUCUCGGCCCUCAGACCUGUCCCCUCAGACCACGGGCAGUGCUUCCACCGACUCUUAUACCACCGCCAGUCCGGUAGCUGGAGCCGGGAGGACUCAACGCCGUGGACCGGUUCUACUCAAGGGAGGCUUCGGAGGCACAUCAGCCAGUAACACGCCCAGUCAUAGUCCAGUGAGAGAUCGCUCAAGGGCGGGGAUGCCUUCGAGCUCUGGGAGUACUGGAUUGGGAGUUGUGUAUGGGCAUGGGAAGGAGGCAAGAGCGGGUUCUGUUCCUUUGGAUAAAGAAGAUAGAGUGGACAUUGGCAGGAGAGGGAGCACCUCCAUUGCCCAAGUUCACGCAUAUAAUUCGGGUCUACCCUCCCCAGCCAUCUCCGAACGACGAACAUCGACUCUUGAUGGUUUAGGGGGGCUCCGUUCGGCCAGCGGUUCGGGUAUAGCCCGUAUCGUAGGACAGAGGACUGCACCGAGCUCUCUAGGCCGUGAAGACCAUACUAGGCGAGGUGGGGCCGAGGCGAGGAGAGGACGAAGCGAUGAACAGAGUACGGAAGGACAGGAAGAAGACGAGGGAGCUGAGGGGAUUGUGGGAGAUAUGAGUGGUCUGGGCUUUGACGAAGCUUAG